Eurytemora carolleeae is the source of this 1299-nucleotide messenger RNA. RefSeq names its product potassium voltage-gated channel subfamily B member 1. The record is from RefSeq and is a predicted model, not a curated record. The annotation marks the transcript as partial. NCBI's taxonomy places the organism in Eukaryota, Metazoa, Arthropoda, Copepoda, Calanoida, Temoridae. The transcript is spliced from 11 exons. Gene Ontology annotation, biological process: potassium ion transmembrane transport. Gene Ontology annotation, molecular function: delayed rectifier potassium channel activity. Gene Ontology annotation, cellular component: voltage-gated potassium channel complex; membrane.
AAUACCUUGUGAGGUUUAUCUGCGCCCCUAAGAAGUGGAAGUUUUUCAGUGCACCCUUGAACGUGGUUGACCUUCUUGCAAUCCUACCAUACUUUGUAGGAUUCAUUGUUGAGGGUAUCAAGGAUACGCUGGUUAUCGGACGGGCAGGAAAGGUUCUUCGACUUAUCAGGGUUAUGCGGAUUCUCAGGGUUUUCAAGUUGGUUCGGCACUUUGCUGGCCUCCAGAGUUUGCUGUCUACCCUUCAACAAGCAUACAAGGAACUUGGUCUGCUCAUGAUUCUGGUUUGGGUUUCUGUUCUCACUGUAUCUAGCCUCAUCUACUUCGCGGAAAAGGACGCAAAGGCUAAGUGGAGUUUCCUUGACAGCUUCUGGUGGGGGCUCAUGGUGCUUACUACAGUUGGCAGCGGAUCUCUGGCUCCAACAACUGCUGCGGGAAAGCUCAUAGGUGGGUUCUGUGCACUGCUUGGGGUUUUUAUUCUAGCCCUCCCAGUGCCUAUUGUGGUCAACAGAUUUACCGAUUUCUCCAACAACUAUAAGAACAGGCUUUGGAGAAACGAGGUUAUGAUGAAAAGACAAGACCAAAAAGAAAAAGUCAGUGAAGACAUGAAGUGCAAUGGAUCACUUGAUAGAAAAGUGUAAAAGAUCAGGGCCAAAGAGAAGUUACGGCAAGAUUGGUACCUUUCUAAUUGUUAACAUUUUUCGAGGGAUUUUAGGGAUGUUUAAAUGUUUUUAUUUGUUGGAUGAAAAUGGUCAUGUUUUCUAUGAUCAAUAGAUUUUUAAUGUUUAUAGCAUCUAAGGGAAACUGCGCUUGUUAAUCACAUGUGAAAGGCAUAGAACGAGAAAUUUGUAAUCAUAUUUAAUCAAUGACUCAAAACAUUGUUAUUUUGUCUUUGAAUUAUUAGCGCUAUAUUUACUGUCUCAAAUUUACUUUAUGUUGAAAAUAUUGAUAAACAACUUUCAGCGAGCUGAUGCAGAUGAUCUAUAGUUAUCAAUUUGCAGCACUAAUCCUUAAAGUCAUUCAAUAUUGAUACUGUUGAUAAUUUUCUUAUUUAAUUUUAAUAUAUUAAAUGUUUAUUAUGUUAUCAUUAUAACAUUGAGAUUUCCUCACAAAUAGUUAAGAAGUCUGACACGUCAAAAAUAUAUAUUCAACGGUGGAAAAUAUCAUUUAACAUUUUUGAGAAUUCUGGAACCAAAGCAAGAUAUAGUUUCUAACAAUUGAUACUCCGACCUUAAAAUUGAAUAAUGCUGAUUCUAAUAAAAAACACAAAUUUACCUUUUAAGUUUAUUAAUAUAUAAUUGU